AUGGGUGUAGCCGUUGAAAGGAGCUUGGUGAAAGAGGUGAACUGGCUUGAUGAAAAUCAUGUUGAUGAAGAGAUUGAAUUGCCAUCUGACAGCUGUGAUUUGUCUAAAGGAAAAUGGGUUUUUGAUAAUCUCACGCGCCCUUUAUACAAAGAAGAAGAAUGUGGGUUUCUUACAUCACAGUUGACUUGUAUCAGAAAUGGAAGGCCAGAUAAAACGUACCAGAACUGGAGAUGGCAGCCCAAAGAUUGUUCUUUGCCCAAAUUCAAGGCGAGAUUGUUGCUCGAAAAACUGAGGGGGAAGAAGCUUUUGUUCGUGGGGGAUUCAGUAAAUCGAAAUCAAUGGGAAUCCAUGGUUUGCCUACUUCAAUCAGCCAUUCCUCCGCAGAAGAAGAACUGGAAAAUGGGAGCCCCAUUAUCCGUUUUCACUAUUCAGGAUUAUAAUGCCACAGUAGAAUUUUACUGGUCACCAUUUCUAGUGGAAUCAAAUUCAGAUGAUCCAAGAAAUCACAGCAUUUCAAAACGAAUAAUCAUGCCUGAAUCCAUUUCUAAGCAUGGAAUUCAUUGGCAACAUGCAGAUUUUCUUGUCUUCAAUUCCUACAUAUGGUGGAUGAACAGUCCCACAAUGAAAGUUCUGCAAGGGACAUUUGAUGAAGGGUCUGUGAAAUAUGAUGAAAUUGAACGAUCCACAGCAUAUGAAAGAGUUCUGAGAACAUGGGCUGAAUGGCUACAACAAAAUGUUAACCUUAAUCGCACGUCAGUCUUCUUCACCGGAAUGUCACCGGUGCAUCAAGAGAGCUCCAUUUGGAACGAGCCGGAUGGGAUAGCCUGUGCUGGGGAGACAACUCCAAUUUCGAACAUGUCCAUGGUAUUGGACAUGGGCACAGACCGUCGACUCCUUGAUGUUGUGGCGAGAGUAAUCAAGACAACAAAAAUUCCAGUCAAAUUGCUUGACAUUACGACUCUAUCAGAGUACCGAAAAGAUGCACAUACAUCGGUGUAUUCCAUUCGACAAGGCAAAUUACUCACACCGGAGCAGAAGGCCGACCCAGCUACAUAUGCUGAUUGUCUUCACUGGUGCCUUCCCGGAGUACCUGAUACAUGGAAUGAGUUCUUGUAUACCCAUAUUAUUUCCACAUCUUGA
Messenger RNA from Fraxinus pennsylvanica, 1140 nucleotides. NCBI's taxonomy places the organism in Eukaryota, Viridiplantae, Streptophyta, Magnoliopsida, Lamiales, Oleaceae. The record is from the annotation of a GenBank genome assembly.